ACUCUCAGCGGAAACGGAAGCUCCCCGUUGUUGUUGUGUUUCCUCGGCGGUCGGUAGUCUUCAGUCUUUGGUCUUUGGUCUCUGUCAGUCUUUGUCAGUCUCAGUCUCAGUCUUCAUGGAGUAUAAGCUCAUCAUGGCGGUCUCCGGGUUCCCGAGUCUCUACGACUCGAGCUGUCUGACGUACCGAGACCUGAACAUGCGCAGUGACGCCUGGAGGCAGGUCGCGGAGAUCGUCGGUGUUCCCGAGUCGGAGUGCCGGAGGAAGUGGAAGAUGUUGAGGGACCAACACCGGCGUGAGCGCCAGCGUGAGAAAGAGCGUCGUGAGAGCGGCGUGGGUCUCCUGAACUACCGGCCGUGGAGAUACUCGGCCAUUCUGUCGUUUUUAAACCCGUUCAUCGACGCCCGAGCGGCCGGCACCAACGGCUGGGCUCUGGACCCGCAGCCUCUGUUCCAGAUGUCCGACAUGAUGGGCUGCAGCACGACCAUGGAGGUGCGCAGCGACGACGACGAGAACUACGGCCUCGCCGUCGCAGACGCCACGACAACAACGACGUCCUCGUCCUCAUCGUCAGAGUUCGCUCAGAGGAAGCGACCGUCGUCUCCUCACAGAGACGCCGUCAGGCUGAAGGAGGCGAAGCUGGAGGCGAGCUCCGAGAGCCCGGCUGCAGACGACGGCGUCCAGGUCCAACACGUCAACAUGAAGGAACUGUUUGAGAUGAUGAUGCAGUCCGUCACGUCCCUCGCCACCACCUUAGCGUCCUCACACGCUUCAUCGCAGCCCUCAGAUCAGCUGACGCCUCCCUCGCGGUCUUCCCCCGCCAUCCUGCAGCCGGACCUUCAGUCGCACUGCAGCCCGCCGCCGUCCUGCACGGCGUCCCGGCUCAACCACCUGAAGACAGAGGAGCAGGAAGCCGUGGUCGCCGAGCCGCUGGACCAAAGGAACGGAGAGGAGGAGUGUCACUCCGCGGCUCCCAGGUCGACCCGGGCCUGGAGGAGGAGCACCGACAGUCUGCUGGAGGAGUACCUGAGGAGGAUGGAGGCCCGGGAGGCCCAGAGAGACCGAGACAUGGACCAGAGGGACGACGUGACGCUGUUCUUACUGAGCCUGGCGCCCACCAUGAGGAGACUUCCUGCUGAGAAACAGUCCUGGGUCAGAACCAAGAUCCAACAGUUCCUACACGAGGCCGAGUUCGGACCCACAAACUUCCAGUGACCACAAACCAUUCUACAACCAUUCUACAACCAUUCACAAACCAUUCUAAAACCAUUCACAAACCAUUCUACAACCGUUCACAAACCAUUCUACAACCAUUCACAAACCAUUCUAAAACCAUUCACAAACCAUUCUACAACCGUUCACAAACCAUUCUAAACCAUUCACAAACCGUUCUACAACCAUUCUACAACCAUUCACAAACCAUUCUACAACCAUUCACAAACCAUUCUACAACUGUUAACAAACAAUUCUACAACCAUUCACAAACCAUUCUACAACCAUUCUACAACCAUUCACAAACCAUUCACAAACCAUUCUAAAACCAUUCACAAACCAUUCUACAACCAUUCUACAACCAUUCUACAACCAUUCACAAACCGUUCUACAACCAUUCUACAACCAUUCACAAACCAUUCACAAACCAUUCACAAACCAUUCUACAACCAUUGUACAACAUCGAAGUGUAAAUAUUAUUAUAUUUUUUUGUUUUUAAUAAAGUUUCUUCUU
This is a messenger RNA of Larimichthys crocea (large yellow croaker), 1723 nucleotides long. RefSeq lists its product as uncharacterized. The transcript is spliced from 3 exons. Gene Ontology annotation, cellular component: transcription regulator complex; nucleus. Lineage: Eukaryota; Metazoa; Chordata; Actinopteri; Sciaenidae. Gene Ontology annotation, biological process: regulation of transcription by RNA polymerase II. Gene Ontology annotation, molecular function: DNA binding. The coding region runs from base 116 to 1213 and encodes 365 amino acids. The record is from RefSeq and is a predicted model, not a curated record.